Messenger RNA from Toxorhynchites rutilus septentrionalis, 3478 nucleotides. RefSeq lists its product as uncharacterized. The coding region runs from base 157 to 1221 and encodes 354 amino acids. Gene Ontology annotation, cellular component: nucleus. The record is from RefSeq and is a predicted model, not a curated record. Gene Ontology annotation, molecular function: zinc ion binding. NCBI's taxonomy places the organism in Eukaryota, Metazoa, Arthropoda, Insecta, Diptera, Culicidae. The transcript has 9 exons.
CACACUGUCAUCACAAAUAGAAAAAUUUAACAACCGUAAAUAACCAGUUCUCUGAACUAACUGCUGUGAAGAUAUUACUAGAAUAAUUACUUAACUUCCAUAAAUUUAUAUUUCUCUGUAAGAGUCAAUCUUAAGUCGUGAAUCAACUAACGACCAAUGGCCAAAAUACGAAAUGUGUUCAAAAAACAUCUCAUCCCAAACUUGGAGAGUAAAUGUCGGCUGUGUCUGUCGGACAAGGAGAUCGUCCAAUCAAUCUUUCGAUGUGAGACCAAAGAAACUACGGAUACGCUUGUGGAGAAAAUAUUCGAGUGCACUGCAAUUAUGCUCUCCAAGGAUUUCGAUUUUCCCUCCCCCAUCUGUGAGGAUUGUGCUUUAAAGUUAGACGAAUUCCUGCUCUUCCGAGCGAAAUGUUUGAGAAGCAACGAAAUUUAUAGAUUCAACAAAUUGCAUAAGCCUAGGCUUUUAAACGGAGGGGCGAAACCAGAUGCCACUGGGGAUGGGAGGGACGGAAAGAAAGAUCCCGAGCCACCUGAUCACAAGGACGACCCCAAAGAGGACCAAGGGGAUAGGGAUGUUAUAGCAACGAGCAGCAGUAGCGAUGGUGCUAAUGUAACUGUAAUCAACUAUGAACUGCCCAGUACAGAUAGUGUUCAACAACAACAAGUGAUAGACGAAACCAAAAUAACCGAAUGUAAUGGGAAAUCCGAAGACAUUGUUGAGACUGAUGGAAGAAAAUCAACCGAUCUUUGGUUGAUCGACAGCACCGAAGCGACAACAAUGAGUGAACCUUUGCGAACUGUGGAAUGUUCUGAGCAUGAAAGAAGCCUAAAAGAUGUGAUCGAAGGAAUCGUCUUUCCUAUUGGAACGGUUAAGGAAUUGGAUCAUUUGGAGCAUUGCAUACGGACGUGCCCUUUAGCUAGAGAAAAAUUUAUAACACUACUUAGAUCGCUAAAAACGCACGAUACCUCACUGAGCGAUACAUAUCAGCGCCUGUUCACGGAUGUGCUCAUGAUACACUACAACUACGAUGGAAUUUCGCCCAAAUACAACAAGCGACCGCUGAAAAGUCUUUCAAUUUUUACUGAAUGCAUGCUAGCUGCUUGGAACGAUCACAUGGACGCUAACUCCGUGCGGGAAGCAAUAAUAGAGGCUGUGAAAAAAUCUCAUAAUCGUUACAAUCAAUGCAACCAUCGUAAGCGCUCUAGGCAAGUAUACCUUUGAGAAACACAAUUCCAUACCGUUUGAGAUGCUCAACUAAUCGAACGCAAACUUUCAGCUAUGAGUGGUUAUAGCUGACGAUCAUACCACACUAGAUAAGUCAAUAUACUAGAUUACUAAACUGAAAUACAAAACAAAAAUUGCUUAAAGCAAUCAUUAGUGAUCAAGAUGUGUAGAUAAAUUUUAAUGAAUGAAAACAACAAUUUGAGAAAAAAAAACUAUACCCAACCAAUAGAAAGAUAAAUUGCCAAAAACAUGAAAAAUAAUAAACGAAAAAUGUAGGUUCAUUUUGAGCAUUUUUCGAGAAAUAAACGAUAAAAGAGGAACAAAAAUGUAAUCGAAAUGAUAGCUAAAUGAGAAUUAGUGAAAAUUUAAAUAUAGUUCCGCAAAUGAUCCUACUGUUUAUGUAAGGUUUUAGCGAAGUAAUAGUAAUAUAAGCACAUUCGGAUACGCACGAGUCGAAACCGCAGACUAGUUUGUUAGUCGGGAUAGAAGCAAUAUAACUAAUGAAAAAAUGUUAAGGAUUGCUCUGAAUUUUAUCUUGUUUCAAUAAGUUGUAAGUUAUUAUUUAUAAACCACCAAACGAACAGUAUCCUUCAGAUUCAACUAAAUACACAUCGAAUGUUUUUAACUCGAUAUACAUAUAUUUAGAACAGGUCUAGAAGCUAGAUCUGAUAGAAUCACGGAAAGAUUGAAUAAACUAUUUGAAAUUGUUUAGAUGAAUACUACGGAUUCAAUAAAGUUUGAUGAUACUUAGCGCAAUUGUUCCACUUGGCAUUUGUGACUAACUGAAGACAUACAAAGGGUAAUCUAAAUGAGGAUGACAUUGGGCCUGAUCACGAACGUCACUUCACGAUGAAAAGGAAGUGAAUUGUAUACAACGUUAUGACGGCUGUCACCGAGUGUGUAGAAUCCGGAAGAGUUCAUCCGUUGUGACAACUUUGAUGAACUCGGUGUUAUUAUAAAUACCACGAUACUGUCAUGUCACGGGGAAAAACAAGUAUAUUUGUCACUUGUGUUUUAGAUGGUGAAAGCUAGUCACGCGGAAUGGAAGAAAGAAAAAAUAAACAAACAGCAAUUUACCCGCUUUGUGGCAUUUUUAGAACGAAAUCCUGACGUAUCCAGAGAACGUAAAUUUGUUUAUUUGGAUUCGAUAAAUGCGCUAUGGGAUAUAAUUGAAGACUAACUACGGGUAGCUCCCGUAGACCGAUGGAAACAUGGCGAAAGGUCUAAUUUCGAUUGCAUUAAAUAAAUAGAAUUUUCUGUUUCUAUUUUAAGGAUUAGACUAACAGAGAGUUGCAACCCCAUUAAAUGGCAAUGGAGGCCACUGGCCCAAAACGAUAAUUAUGAUUGAUUAUAGCUGGUUUUUGUAAUUCAUACAUCCGCAAUUGGUGGACAAGACCUGAAUCAGGACGAUAGUUACAUCGAAUAAGACCAUUGAACUUUUGUUAUUACGUAAUACAUGUUUUCAACGCUAUUGUUUUGAAAACAUACUUUGAAUGAAAGAAUAUUUAAGUUUCAAAUAAGAAAAAAAGAAUCUAUAUUUGCAAAGCUUUUAAAUUACUAAUUUGUAAAUUAUUUUCUAGUUCUUUUUCCAUAAUUUUGAUAUCCGUCUAAAGAAAAUCUGAAUCAUUUUCUGUUUUUGGCAAAUUCCUUGAAACUCAUCAGAUGUUCCAUAUGAAAAUUAUGCUUCUGACCGACGCUACUGACCAAUUUCUGCUCAAAUAAUUAUAUCAAACCUCAUGGCCCGUAUAUCAAAUUACACGAGAAUGGGAAGGAUAAGAGGAUUAAGCUUCAGAAUCCCAUAUGGAAGUAGCUCAGAUUAUACUGAUCACGAGAUGGACAAAUUCGCAUUUAUUCUGAGAUAUAGAAGAUAUUAUUAUUCAUCAAAAUUGUAGAAACGGUUCUUAAAAAAUGAUUCUAACGUUGACCUAUACUAAGUUCUUCCCACUCUUCAAACGAGUAAGACAGAGCUUAGUACAAGAGUACGCGAGAUAUCGAUUAUUAAACUUAUGAUAAUCAUGCUUUAUCUCUAGAGUAAUUUAUAGAAAGGAGAAAUAAAACUACACUCCCAUAUGUUCAACAACUACAUUAUUCAAGAGCAACCAAGUAUUCCUCCUCAUCUUUGAACCAGCGUUUGAUUCAGCAAACUAACGCACCAAGCAAAUGAUUCAUGGAAUGAGUCCGAAUAGUUGGCAUUGAAAUACCGAAUCUUCGAGGUAUAAUCGCAAACUUGUCAUUCUAAAACAUACGUUCGAUU